This is a messenger RNA of Acanthochromis polyacanthus (spiny chromis), 1959 nucleotides long. RefSeq names its product probable G-protein coupled receptor 148. Gene Ontology annotation, cellular component: membrane. Gene Ontology annotation, biological process: G protein-coupled receptor signaling pathway. Gene Ontology annotation, molecular function: G protein-coupled receptor activity. The transcript has 2 exons. Lineage: Eukaryota; Metazoa; Chordata; Actinopteri; Pomacentridae. The coding region runs from base 201 to 1157 and encodes 318 amino acids. The record is from RefSeq and is a predicted model, not a curated record.
GAGUACAGAUAAGGCCAGUGUGUGAGAGGAGUCCUAUAAAACAACCAUUGAUUUAUAGAAGAGUUAAGCCUCAUGGAUGUGCAGCAGGGACAGAUGUUUCAGGUUUGGACAUCAGGACGCUGCUGGAGAAAACAGAGAUCACAUCCCAAAGCACUCCUGUGUCAUCAUUAACUGUGUGUUCUCCUUAACUCGAAAGCACAAUGCCAUCAACCACGAUGUUCAACCUCACAAAGACGUGGUUUGAGAGUCUUCAUAAUUUGCACCUCGAAUUUCUUAUCAUACCUGCCGUAGUUAUCACUCUAGCCACCUUGAUAGCCAACCCUGUUCUCCUGACAUGCAUUUUUCUGUCCCGUGCCUUGCGUCAGGAGACCCGUUAUCUGCUGGUGGCCAACACCCUGAUGGCAGACAUGCUUUUCCUCAUCUUCAACCUGAUCACAGUGAUUUGUAACACUAUGAGAGCUCAGAUACCCUGGAGAGUCUGUGAGCUCAUCACAGCUGUCUCCGUCACAGCCUACUGCUGCGCCAUCCUCACUGUCACUCUCAUGGUGGUCGACACCUACACUGCGGUUCGCUGGCCUCUCCAAUACCACGACAUCCUUCCCCCUGCCCGCACCCGCCGCAUCCUGGUGGGGAUGUGGGUGCUGUCAGCCGUGUACCCUUUCGUCGUACUGAUCAUGAUGGAAAUACACAGGAGCAACUCCCAAGAAAAGGUGUGUGUGUGUCUUGCUCUCAUCUCCUUCUCCUUCCUUCAGAUCAAGGACCCACUGUGGAUCCACGUUUUCUACUUUGUGGCAGCAUUCAUCUGUGCAACAAUGAUUUGUUACUGUUACAUUCGACUCUACAUGGUCACAAGAACGCAAGGAAUCUGGCAGAGUCGUUUCUCCAGGGCCCGGGUCACGCUGCUGGCCCAUGCAGUUCUGCUCCUGCUCUACUUUGCCCCCGGCUUUGUUUUUAUUGUGGAACUCUCCCUGUUCAACAUGAAAGAUAAAAGUCAGGAUCUUCGUGUGUGGGUCAACACAGCCAACAUAUGUGUUUUCAUGUUGCUGCCCAGAGCGCUUGCUCCUUAUCUGUAUGGGCUGAGAUACAGGGAGAUCUCUGAUACUCUAAUGAUGCUGGUGCAGCGCAACAAUAGGCCCAGCCAGAACACUGUGUCAUAAAGGCACCGAAGAAUCUUUAUUAUUCGUAUUUAUUGCAUUUUUCCACUGAGACUGCUUCUGAUGAAUACAUAUUUUAAAAUAAUUUCUAAGUAUCAAGAUUUUAGACUCAAGGCACAAAUACAAUGUAAUCCACAACAUUAAGAAGUUUUGUUGAGAUGAGCCACCUAACAUACUUUUCUUUCUUUUUUCUUUUCUUUUUGUUUACCUUUUCUAGAUUCUUUUCGAAAUAAAUUGUCUCUAAAAGUUGAACCUAUAUAUUUUUGUCUCAAUACUUUUUCAAAACACAGGUUGCCAAUAAUGUGAUUUUAGCAGAGAAACAUCAAGAUCCCUUUACUGUAUCUUUGUAUAAUUUGGCCUGCAAAUUUAAAAAAACAUAGGGACUCCAAAAUACCAUGCGUAAUUUGUCUCUAAAUAGAAGCAGAGACUCCUCCUCAGCUCGAUAAAACCCCAACUUCUCAAAGGACAUGUCAGUCUUGGUGGUUCCCAUGUCCAUGUUUUACAUCAAGUGGUAGUUGCUCCAACCCAGGCGCCAAUAAUGUUUUUCUUGUCCUAAUUAAUAUGUAUCAUGACUACAUUGAAAUGUAUUUGAAAUGCAAUGUCUCUGCCAACUCUAAUCUCUGCUCUUGUGUGUGUUUUGUUAGUACGAAGCAGUAAAUUGUCUUGAUUUUUUCUCUCUCUCUUUUUUCUUUUGUCCGAGCUCUCUUUUACUGCCCUGUGGGUGUAGAUGAGAAAAUGCAGACCAGCCUUGUUUUUGUUACUUUAUGUCUCUUAAGCCAUUUUUAAAUAAAUUGUACAACACAAA